Molecule: messenger RNA, 3589 nt
Organism: Chara braunii
Lineage: Eukaryota; Viridiplantae; Streptophyta; Charophyceae; Charales; Characeae
Source: the annotation of a GenBank genome assembly
GGUUAGUAGUGGCCAUACUUGACAGGGUCUUAUCCUGUGGUCCUUAGGAAGUCAGUCAGUAGGUUAGUGUGUCCGGGUAGGGCUACGUGGUGAGGAGUGGGACCCUCGUAGUGCACCAACACCACGAUGGACGACUACCCGACGUAUGGGUUGCUGGUUGGGUUCUCCCUCUGGGGGACCCUUUGGCGUCUCCUCUUUCCUCUGGGAUUUUGGCAUACCUUUGCGUGUAGAGUAGGGCCGACUCGAGGUGGUACCGCCACCCAACCAUACACGAAGGAGGAGGAGGAGAAGAUGGCCGCCAUGGAGAGGAAGGAGAAGAAGGAGGCCAAGAAGAAGGCCUUGAAAGAGGAACAGGCGGCCAAACUAAAGAAGAUGGAAGAAGAGAUGGCCAGGGAGAAAGAGAGGUUGAAAAAGGAAGAAGAAGAGAAGCUGAAGGAGGUGGAUGAAGAAGAGGAAGGACCGCCACUGCAAAAAAGUGGGCAGCACAGCGGCAGCAGCAGUGAUGAGAUGGAGAAGAAGAUUUCGGAGUGGGUCGCCAACUUAUCCCUGGGUGAGGAGGAGGAGGUUGCUAUGCCCAAUAGUAAUACCGGUGGAGACUUAGAGAAGAAGAUAUCUGAAUGGGUUGCCAACCUGACUGUGGGUGAGGAGGAAGAGGUUGCUAUGUACAUCCCCAAGGAUGAGCAAGAAGCCGCCAUGAAGAAAUGGGAAGCAGAAGAUGUUCUGACGCGGCGGGCGAUGGAGGAUGAACAGAGGAUGGCGUGGAAGCUCGCAGUGAUGAGGGAGAAGAAGAGAAGAGUGGAGGCGGCGAAUGCAGCAAUGCAAGAACUAGCGGAGGUGAGGACUGCCUUAACAACACAAUUGACCCCGCAAGUAGAUCUCCAACGCAAAGUGGAGAUCAUCGCCCAGAGCGUUGACCGGUUAGCUAAAGUGCAAGAAAAGCACUAUGAGUUUAGUCGCAGCCAAGAGAUAUCCGUGCGUUCGAUGCCAACGGGAUUACGGGAUUUUGCUCGCGAACUAGUAGGCGCUGUGGGAUCCGAGGUGAGUCAUCGCCUCGAGAAGACGGAGCGUUUUUGUGUCGGCGCCAUCGAAGGCGUCAAGGUGGCCGCUCCCAAGGAGGAGGAGGCCCGUCCUCGCAGGGAGCCAGUCAAAGUCAAAUUCCCUGAUUCCUACAGUGGGAAAAGGGAAAAGAACUUUGACAAUUGGGAGGCCAAUGUUAAGACCUAUGUGCAUUUGCAACAGGUCUCCCCGGAUCAGCAGGUCUUAAUUGCGAUCCAUGCACUUAGAGACGAGGCCGCCAGUUUCUCGAGAUCCCUUGUUCGUGCUGCCAACUGUAGUGACGAUCCAGUUUUGUACUCCUCGUUUACGUCCCUCACCGAAUUCCUGAAGUUGCUGCGUGAGCGAUUUGCUGAUGUCACUCGCAGUGUCAAGGCCUCAGACAAGCUCCAAACCAUCCAUUCUCGUAAAUGGAAGAGUGCCAGGGCACUCAAGGGUACAAUCGAUGAGUUGGUGGCCGUCCCUGACCAUGGGGUCACAGAGGGCCAGUUGGUCAACCUCUUUUACCGGGCUAUGCCCGAAGCCUUUCGAGGGCAGUUCUUCGCGAAGAGCGAAGACCCUGCCACCACUUACGAUUCCCUUAGUCGUGAGGUGGUGGCUUUUGAAGCGAAGUCAGUGUCCGUGUCCACCUUUUGGCAUAAGGAUUUGGACAAGGAAAGCUAUGGAAAGGCCACACUAUCUCAGGGCAGAGUUUCGCUAGACACCUCCCUCACAGGCGUGGCCGAAGAGUUGAAGGAGAGGAUGCCCGCCUGGGCCAAGAUGAAGAAGGAGAACAAAGGGCAGCUUAUAUUACUAGAUACAAAGAUUUUUAGAAGUAGAGUAGGGGCCCUAGUAGACUCAGGGGCCACUCGCAGCUAUAUUAGUAGGAAAGCGCUGCAGAAGUUGAGGCUGGGACUUAAAGUCCAGAAACUGACAGACCCCAUAGUUAGUAUCCUCGCGGACAGUCGUACUAUGAUUGUAGAAGAUUACGUAGAGGGAGUCCAGGCGUAUUUCCGCCUAGAGAAAGAUGGGAAAGUGGAGAAGGUCCUCCACUCCCUGACUCUCCUCGUAGAGGACAGCCUCCCAUUUGACAUUGUCCUGGGAAUGGACUGGGGAGAGGCAGCCGGAGCCACGCUCCAUUUGAAGGAGAACGAGUAUAGGCUCCCUAGUUCGUCAGGCGAGGCCAAGACUGCCCUCCUGUUCCAUGUGUUAGGGGUAGAGAAUUCCUUGGCGCACUGCUGCCUUAGUGCCCCCGCGUUCGCCAGCCUGGUGAAGAAGGAGGGAUUGGAGGAACAGGUCUUUGUUGCCUAUGUUAGGCCAGUGACUGAGCGUACGGAGGAGAAGCCGAUGGACCCCGCGAUUGCCAAGCUGCUGAAAGAGUUUAAGGAUUUGACUGAGCUGCGGACAGGCACGGUGCCGCGGCCCAUCCAGCACCGUAUUGAGAUAGAGCCUGGCAGUAGAACUCCUAAGGGUGAGGUGUAUAGGAUGUCCCCGUGGGAGUUAGAGGAGCUGCGGAAACAGUUGGACGAGCUCCUUGAAAAGGGUUGGAUUAGGCCCACUAACUACUAUAGGAAGUUCGUGAGGAACUUCUCCACCAUCGCUGCGCCCCUUCGCAAAUUGCUAAGAAAAGAGACAAUCUGGAAGUGGGACAAGGACUGCACUUCUGCCAUGAAGAAGCUAAAGCAGGCAUUGAUAGAGUAYCCGGUCCUUAAGGUCGCCGAAAGGUCCUUGCCUUUUGUCGUUACUACGGAUGCUAGCCAGUACGGCAUAGGCGCAGUGUUACAGCAAGACGAUGGCAAUGGCUAUAGACCCGUAGAGUUCAUGUCCGCCAGGAUGCCUUCAGAGAAGGUCGCGACAUCUACCUAUGAAAGGGAACUCUACGCUCUCAGGCAAGCCCUAGACCACUGGAAGCACUACUUGCUUGGGAGGCACUUCAAAGUCUAUUCUGACCAUCAGACAUUACGAUGGUUAAAGACGCAGGCCAAGAUGACACCUAAGCUUACUAGGUGGGCCGCAGAGAUAGAUCAGUAUGACUUUGAGCUCAAGUUGGUCAAAGGGAAGUACAACGUAGUCGCGGAUGCUUUGAGUAGGAGAGCGGAUAACUUUGGGGCAAUAGUACAUUACCUCGAUAUAGGGAAGGACCUGCAGCAGAGGGUUAGAGAAGCUUAGGCGCAGGACCCUAUCUAUAGUGAGCUCCUUAAGAAAGUCAAGGAGGCCCCAGAGACUGAAACGAAUUACCGCACUACCGAAGGGUUGCUUUUUGAGAAGACUAAUGUGUCUGACCGCCUGUGCAUCCCCAAUAGCGAAGAGAUUCGUAGUCUGAUUCUGGGCGAAUGCCAUAACACAGAGGGUCACUUUGGUUGGCAAAAGAAUUUAGCCAAUCUUAUGCGUGCGUAUACCUGGCCAGGGAUGAAGAAUGGCUGCGUAGAGUAUGUUCGCAGUUGCAAAGUCUGCCAGCGUAAUAAGAGUUCUACGCGCGGCCCGCUAGGUCUUCUCAGACCUUUGCCCAUUCUGGAUCAGCCGGGAGACUCAGUGUCAAUAAAUUUCAUGGACACUC